AGCCACUGCGGCACAGCGCCUGCAGGAUCUCUACCGUCCUCUGGUUCAGGAGUUGGUGGCACCUCGUCCGUCCAUGCGGGGAACCCCCAGGGCAAGAGCGUGACGGUCUGGGUGUGUGUACAUGAUGUGCCUAUGCAAGUGUGUGUUCUUCCAUCCUCUCAAGCUUCUGGGGCACCUCAGGAAAGCUGGACUGAAAUAACAAUGUCAUCAGGAAAGAUGGGCGAAAGUACAGGAAAACAAAUAAGAGACACAGCAGAUUUACAACAGAUGGCCAUUAAUAAGUAGUAAUGGUCUUAAUCAUACAGUGAUCAUUAAUAGGUUCCUCCAACUGUAAUAAGACGGAUGGUGAGCGGAACCGGGUGGAGAGGCCUAGCAGACAGGGUUCUUCUGUAAGACAGAGGAAUACCUUUCCCGACCCCCAUCGGAGAGGGCAAAAACAGGAUGAACUUCUAUCUGGAUUCAGAGUCACGGGAAACCUUGGAUCUCCGCCCUUGAACUCCAUGGCGAACUCCCAACACUGCAGCGACUACAGCGACACAGAGGACUGCAUUUCUGACCGCACGUCCAACCUGAGCCUCUCCAUAGGCUACUUCCCUUGUGAGCACAGCUUCUACUCGGACACGCCCUCCUACGCUGACUCGUCUUCUGUGGAUUCCUCAGUCCACCUGCUGCCUCCUAUUCAAGGGACAUGGCAGACGGAAAGCACAAGGAGACGCGUGCUGCGCCGAGACCAAGUGAAGGACAGCCCUGAGCAGUUCUGUAAACUGAGCAUCGCUCUGGCCUGGGACAUUGAUGUGGACUCUGACUGUGAAGACACAAGAACAAACUGGGCUCGAAGCGGUGACCAGCAGUGGACAGACAAGUACCCAGCAGAGAGCACAAAACGGACUCUCAGCAAACUGGGUGAUCUAAUGCAAAAGCUGGAGACGUUCCUAGAAAACAAGAAAAAUGAUGAAGAGAACGACUCCGUGUCCCCUGCAUCUACAGAGGAGGAAGACUCCCGGCUGUCCAGCACCUCCCCUCCACAUCUGGCUCAGCAGAUGACAGCCCAGGCAACUGGCAGCCAAAGGACAAAUGCGUCGCUGACCUCCUUUAUCUCACUGGAGAAGCUGGAGAAGGAGGACCCGCGAGGCAAGGCCACUCCUCCCAACACCCACACCAUCUUCUGCCUGAACUUUGGGAGAUUCUUCCACUGGCUGAGGAAGCAGGUCCUCUCCCCUCUCCGGAGGCGAGACCAGCCCGAGAAGGCCCCUGAGGCCCCCCGGCAGAAGGCACCAAGGAAAAGACACUGUCGCAGAAGCAAGAGGAUCCAACCCCAAGAAUCUCUCGAGGAAGGACCCUGCGUACCCUCAAGUGUUUUGUUAGUUCCUGUUCCACAGUCCCUAUAGGUUCGCUUCUCCCCAGUAAGCAGAAUAAAUUUUCUCAUCACUCA
Oryctolagus cuniculus (rabbit) is the source of this 1432-nucleotide messenger RNA. The record is from RefSeq and is a predicted model, not a curated record. Lineage: Eukaryota; Metazoa; Chordata; Mammalia; Lagomorpha; Leporidae.